CAUUUUCCUUGCAACUUUUUUUUAAUAAAAUAAUGGCUCAACAAGCAAAGCAAGCAGCUCAAAAGUUAGGAGGCAUGUUCCCUCAAGGCUCUGGUAAGGGUAUUGGUGGUGCUGUUGGUGCCCUUGCUGUUCUUGGUGGUUUGGGCUACGGUGUAAACGCUUCUCUUUUCAACGUUGAUGGUGGUCACAGAGCCAUUAAAUAUACUCGUCUUUUUGGUGUUCAAGAUACUGUUUACAACGAAGGUACUCACUUUAUGAUUCCUUGGUUCGAAACCCCUAUCAUUUAUGAUGUUCGUGCAAAGCCUCGCAAUGUUGCUUCUUUGACUGGUACCAAAGAUUUGCAAAUGGUUAACAUCACUUGUCGUGUUCUCUCAAAGCCCCGUGUUGAUCAACUUGCUACUGUUUACCGUACUCUUGGCCAAGAUUAUGAUGAACGUAUCUUGCCUUCUGUUGUUAAUGAGGUCUUAAAGUCUGUUGUUGCCCAAUUCACUGCUUCUCAAUUGAUUACACAACGUGAGCGUGUCUCUCGUCUUGUCCGUGAAAAUUUGGUUCGUCGUGCCUUACGUUUCAACAUUAUUUUGGAUGAUGUCUCCAUCACCCAUGUUGGUUUCUCACCUGUCUUUGAAGGUGCUGUUGAAGCUAAGCAAAUUGCUCAACAAGAAGCUCAACGUGCUGCUUUCGUUGUUGACAGAGCUCGUCAAGAAAAGCAAUCUAUCAUUGUUCGUGCUCAAGGUGAAGCUAAAUCUGCUGAAUUGAUUGGUGAAGCCAUUGAAAACAAGCCUGGUUUCUUGGAAUUGAAGCGUAUUGAAGCUGCUCGUGAAAUUGCUGGUGUCAUUGCUAGAUCUGGAAACAAGGUUAUGCUUGAUUCUGACACUUUGUUACUCAAUGUUAACACACCAAAGCAAAAGGAUGUCAACUAAAUAUAUAUAUAAAUAUAUAUAUAUAUACUGUAUAAAAGAGAGAAGUGUAAUAAAAAAAAAGAAAAAGAAAAAUAGAAUCCUCAAAGCGUAACAUGGCACAAAAGCGAAG
This is a messenger RNA of Gilbertella persicaria, 1029 nucleotides long. RefSeq names its product prohibitin-2. Gene Ontology annotation, cellular component: mitochondrion; membrane. The record is from RefSeq and is a predicted model, not a curated record. The transcript is spliced from 3 exons. The coding region runs from base 33 to 920 and encodes 295 amino acids. Lineage: Eukaryota; Fungi; Mucoromycota; Mucoromycetes; Mucorales; Choanephoraceae. Gene Ontology annotation, biological process: mitochondrion organization.